Portunus trituberculatus (swimming crab) is the source of this 4265-nucleotide messenger RNA. It is a transcript of the gene Arp8, whose product is annotated as actin-related protein 8-like. Gene Ontology annotation, biological process: regulation of DNA-templated transcription; double-strand break repair. The transcript has 10 exons. Gene Ontology annotation, cellular component: Ino80 complex. NCBI's taxonomy places the organism in Eukaryota, Metazoa, Arthropoda, Malacostraca, Decapoda, Portunidae. Bases 1 to 1263 code for a protein of 420 amino acids. The record is from RefSeq and is a predicted model, not a curated record.
AUGGCCCUGAAGCGUAGAGGCACUAAAAUAGGCGCUGAUGGAAUACAGGAUAGUCCGGAAUGUGUGUCACACAAGCAAUUGUCCUUUCUUAAUUUCUUUACAUGUCCUCUUGUGUCACUGGUGUUCCAGAUUAGUGUCCCAGGAUUUCUCCGGAGGCAGGCCUUAGCACUGGCAGCUCCUGGUGAUCAUGUAGCUGCUACCUUUGGUGCUGGACUGGGCUAUGCCUGUGUGGUGGAUGUUGGUGACCAAAAGACUUCAGUAUCCUGUGUGGAAGAUGCCAUUUCUCAUCCAGCCACAAGGUUACGUUUGGAUUAUGGUGGUGGUGAUGUUACUCAAGUAUUCUACUGGCUGUUGAAGAAAUCUGGUUUUCCACACCCAGUAAAUCUCAGCAGAAAACUUGAUGCAAUGCUGCUCAACAAACUUAAGCAUGAAUUUUGUCAUGUUAAUUUACAGCACAGAUGCCUUCUGGGUGGAAACCGGAGCUCCCGGAGGAAAACCACCCGUGCUGCUGUGGAUAUGCUACAGAAUGAAUGUGGAGCACAGGAGAAGACCUUUACUGUGCAUAGUCCAGGUGAAAUAUCCUCCACCUACACCAUUCAGAUGGGGGAUGAGCUCAUAGUAGCUGCUCUCAGUCUCUUUUAUCCAGACCUCCUCAAGAUAACAGGUUCAAAGAGUACCAUUACACAAAAGCCUAAUCCAGGUGAUCCAGAUGAUCCUUUUGAUGAAAAUUAUCUGCGAGAAACAAGUAGGAGGGGUGGCCGUGAAGCAGCUGAGGCCAUGGAAGUAGGAGGUGGUGAAGGAGGUGAUGCAGGGGAAGAAGAUAUUGUUGUUGAUGAUCAACCACUUCCUCCAGCUCAGAUUGUUCCUUCAUCAUCAUCACGGAAUGAUACCACAGCUUUUACCAGUUAUGACAAGCUGCUUUCUUUAGAGCAAGCUAUUCUCACUAGUAUAGAAAGAUGUCAAAGUGAUGAAAUGAAGAGGAAAAUGUAUAGCAGCAUUUUGAUUGUCGGAGGAGGAGCAAAAUUCAAAAACAUUGGAAAAUGGCUGCAAAGUAGAUUAGCUCUGCAAAUUCCUGUUGCUUACAGACCAGAACAAAUUGAAGUCAUCACCCGUGCCAAAGAUAUGGAUCCCUGUAUGACAUCCUGGAAAGGUGCAGCACUUAUGACAUGCCUAGAAGGAAGCAGUGAACUUUGGAUUCAGCAGUCCGAGUGGAAUAAGCAUGGAGUCAAGAUUCUGAGGGAAAAAUGUCCAUUUAUCUGGUAGAUGUAUAGAUUUAAAUUACAGGCACAAUAAAGUGCUUUAAUAUUAAUUGUACUGUCUUACUAAGAUUAAGACUAUAUUGAUAAUUUGGCACUCCCUUGAAAACAUGUAGGGCUUAUUUUCAUAUAGUUGGGCAAGACUGAAGGAUAAAAUUUUUAAUUUUCAAACAUACUUCCCUCCUAACUGCAUUCCAUCACUUAUUUAGUAUGUCACCAAAAUUCAACUACCUUUCUAGGCACCUAACUGCAUUCCAUCACCUAUAUAGUACAUUACUCACUGAAGUCCAGCUACCUUUGUGGAUAGCUCUUUUAGCUCAGAGCCUCUCCACCUCAGGUGAGGAGAGAAGGAGGGCAGACGUAGGUGAGAGAGGGAGAACUCAGAGUCACAGCAGGCCCAAGGAACUGUGUGUAAUUCAUCAUGGUUGUCUGCUAGUCACUCAGCCAGCCUUUACUCUACAGAAAGAGCUCAGAGCUCAUAGACCAAUCUUUGGGUAGGACUGAGACCACACCACACACUAGGACAGCAAGGCUACAACCUCUAAAAUUACAUCAUGUGCUAUUGACCCUCACUAACUUGGACUAAUACGGGGAAAGGUUGGUCCAACAAACAUGAAUAUCUGACUUAUACAAAUUCCAUCCCCUCCACCACACACACACACACACACACACACACACACACACACACACAAAAAAAAAAAAAAAAAAAAAGUAAAAAUAAAUAAAUAAAUAACAAAAUAUAAAAAAAGGCAGUUCAACUUAGAUUGUAGGGGGCUGUGCAAGAAUGAUUUUAUUUUUUAUUUUGAGGGGAUUGAAAAUUUUGGGACUUCUAUUGUCUCUCCGAAACCUUGAGACACUGAAUGGUGUAGUUUAUUUUGGGAUAAUUAAAUACCCUUCCCACCAGUGCCAUUUUUAAAUGUCCCGUAAGAUUGUGUCAUAGCAUGACUCAUGCCCUACACAAUACAUGGCCAGGCAUCAAGAGUUGAGGUGUGUCAAUUAGCUCUCUACUUUUUGAGAAACUGUAUUUUUACUGGCAUAAAUUGACGAGAAAUAAAAUCAGAAACUUCGAGAAGAAAAGACAACAAGAUACAAACGUAUCAUUGUAAGACAGCUGUGGCUGACAGCUGGACCUUGAACACUUGCCUCCCCAUUUGUCACAUGUAUUAUCUUCCCCCUCCGAGACCCUCGCCUCAUCCCAUGCCUCACCACCACGCUUCUACACCCUCUUUUUAUGUCAUAAGACUGCUAUGAUCUUUUCAAACACUUUUUCUCACUACCUUCAUCAUGACAACUAUAGAUGACAUAACUCUCACAAUAACACUAUUACAAAAGAUAAUUUUGAGACAGGUAUAAAACUGGAGCAGAUGAGUAAUACUUACUUCACAGUAUCAUUAUCAUUUCAACACACUAGUAACAACUCGGAUAGUGUCGUAAAGCAGCAGAUUGCCAUGACACUGCUGAUGGCUCUUUCCAAACUCUCACGCACGAGUGAAUAAUAUUUUCUAGAAAAGCGGGGAUCCUAUCAUGCUCCAAGAAGUCAACAUUGUAUACACAAUCAUCUGUAAAAAUUUCAUGUGUGUCACAUGAAUACAAAUAGUAAAACAAGGGCGAAAUUAUGAAAAAUCUUUAGGAGUGAAUAUCUUGGAAAGUGGAUUUUUACACCAGAAUUCUCACAAAAUCAGUAUAAAUUCUGAUCACCUUUUGUUUGGUAUACGUAAUUUCAAACUAUAAUUAAAUUACAAUUUUUUGUUGGAAUUAGAUUUUUAAUAAUGUCAAUAGAAAACGAGAUACAAGAAAAUGAAAAAAAAACCUGGGCAGGCAGUUCAGCUCUGACGUUAGUUAGAGUCCAACUUAUUGUAAAAUCAAAGUUAUCAAGAUUCAACAGUACCUACUUGGUGCUAAGUGAACACAUAAAGAGGCUUGCCUGUUUGCCUUGCCAUUCCUAGGACUCAAACCUGGGCCUUCUUAGUUGUGAGCCGAGUGUGCUAACUACCACACUACACGGUGUGUGUGUGUGUGUGUUUGAAAAUAAUGAAGAAUGAAUAAUUAAACGUUAUUCUGAUAGUAACCCUAAUAUGCCCAGCAUUACAUGUAUGUCACACAUAUCAACUCAAAAGUGGAUGCCCUUCACUGUUCACUUACAUGAGACAGUCAGAACAUGAUUCACUAAAUGAGAGAUAAGACGUGCAGUAACACAUUCAUAUGAGUAAUGGAAGCUAUGACUCUCAGUGUGACAUAUGACAUUGUGUUGUUUCAGCAAGGGUCCUCAUAAUAAUGUAUUCUAAGAAAAGGAGAGGUCAUUUGGCAUACUGUUUCAUAAUAAACACUCAUUUUUAUGAAUAAAGUAUGAGAAUAUUUUCACAUGGGAUUUGUUAUCGCCCCUUUGAUGGCGAUUAGUGCAGGAUAAUAAGACCCAUUUCACGCUGACUCGAUGUAUUCAUUGUAUCGGUCAAAACCUGGGAACGUGAAUCAGUUGGUAGCUUACACUAUUAGCCUUACAGGAUAUUAUUUAGUUAUACAUAUAUAGAGAUGUAUUGGUAACCUCGUCUUUAUAUUACUACUGCUACAUAGUUAUGCUACUGUCCACAAUUACACUAAUUUAUUGCCCACAUAUUACACUGAGUAGAUUGUAGUCAAGACACUCACGUGUUGGCGGGUCUUUAGGCUCCUGUAGGUAUUACGCUCAGCGCAGAACGUCCGUUCACGCCCACAGUUCAAGCGUUUCUGCCCCAAGGUGGAGUUGAGGGGCCCCUACACAUGUCUCUUGUGUAGAGUCUUUCAUAACAUAUCUGACCUCCAUGACCUCUCUUCGCACUACCAUCCUCAAGCCUCUGUCCUUCCCUCCUUCGUUCAUCUCUCUCUCUCUCUCUCUCUCUCUCUCUCUCUCUCUCUCUCUCCGGCAAUAACAGUAUUAUUGGUUUUUCUACUUUAUUUCAUUUGUAAUAUGUUACAAAUUAUCUGGUGUGACUAAUGUCACACUAGCCUAAUAAAUAGUACCAUUUUCAGAUA